CGCUGAAGUUGAUAAGGCUCUUUACUCUGCUUCUCCGAAGUAUUGGGUUGUGCAAACAUGGCGACGAGCUCUCAUCUUCUUCCUCAGGCAUUGCAUAUGACACCGAAAAUCCAUACGUUCUCCUCGAAGAAUUUAGGGGUUUCUUCAUUUCUACCACGGGCAUUGCCAUUGAACUCUCGGCUAUCAGUUUCUAGGGUUUUUCUGAAUCAUUCGAGUUCGGGUUUUGGCUACGCGAUCGAUUCCAGGAAGAGAAGGGAGUUUAUCGCUAAAGCCGAAGAGAGCACUGAAGGCGAAGCUGGAGCAGUUGUGGAGAAUGUUGCUGAAACUGAAGAUGAAGUAGAAGCCACUGAAGCAGAGGAAGCCAAACCUCAGAGGAAGCCGAGGAUCAAGCUCGGAGAUAUCAUGGGAAUACUGAACCAGAGAGCAAUUGAGGUCUCAGAGAAAGUAAGACCUGUUCCAGAAAUUAGAACAGGGGACAUUGUUGAAAUCAAACUGGAAGUUCCGGAGAACAGACGUAGGCUAUCAAUCUACAAAGGUAUAGUGAUGUCUAGACAAAAUGCAGGCAUCCACACUACUAUUCGCAUCAGGAGAAUCAUUGCAGGCAUUGGCGUUGAAAUCGUCUUUCCUAUAUACUCUCCCAACAUUAAGGAAAUAAAAGUGGUAAGUCACAGGAAAGUAAGAAGAGCAAGGCUUUACUAUCUGAGGGACAAACUUCCUCGUCUCUCUACUUUUAAAUGAACCCAAAACCCAACUCAGUCUUGUGUUUUCUUCAACCUUUAAAGGUAGCUGAUCUCUUCCUUUUACAUACACUCUUUAUCUCUCUCUUUCUUGUAAUAAUUGUUCGUUUGUUUGUCUUUUGGAUUUCAUUUUUUUCAUGUAAUUUACAUUUUACAGUGACUAUAAUUUCAGAAAAGUAAAUCAAAAUGUUUUGUGAGGCUCCC
Eutrema salsugineum is the source of this 941-nucleotide messenger RNA. Its product is annotated as 50S ribosomal protein L19-2, chloroplastic. Lineage: Eukaryota; Viridiplantae; Streptophyta; Magnoliopsida; Brassicales; Brassicaceae. Gene Ontology annotation, biological process: translation. Gene Ontology annotation, molecular function: structural constituent of ribosome. Gene Ontology annotation, cellular component: ribosome. Bases 58 to 738 code for a protein of 226 amino acids. The transcript is spliced from 5 exons. The record is from RefSeq and is a predicted model, not a curated record.